GUUCCGCUGCACACUCAGGUUGCUUUGGAUUUUCCCUCCCUCCGCCGUAUGAUUUAUUUCCUCGUCACCUAAACAGCUUCGGGACGAUCAGCAUUCCAGUCUGCAGUCAUUUAAAACUUUUUAACGGUAUUUGCACAGCCAUGCCUUCAGUAAACCGACUGUGUGUAUUUCUUUUGUUUACCGUGUCUACGACCUUCGCCUCUGCUGACAAUAUGACCGCAGCCACUGUGUACUGGGAUCCCGCCCAAAAGCUGGUCCUGCUGAAGGAGGGGGUGCUGGAGACGGAGGGGGAUGCAUACGGGUAUCUGAAUGACACGCUUUCCACUUCAGGCUGGAGCAUCGUAGAGAUCCGGGCCGGGUACGGGAACACCCCUGAAACUGAUGAGGUGACCUUCUUCCUGGCCGGCUACCUGGAGGGCUACCUCACUGCCCAGCAGAUGAUGGACCACUAUACCAACAUGUAUCCACAGCUGAUCGACGACCCAAAGAUCCUGGACCAUGUUCAAAGUUUCAUGUCGAAGCAGGACUCGUGGACCAGAGAGCAGGUGAAACUGAACAAGAGCUCUGAUCCUCUGUGGAGACACGCCGGCUUUAUCGUGGCUCAGAUGGAUGGACUGCAAGCAGGAGCUGCAGCAUGGGCCAAGAAACAAGGGAAGAAGCCGCUGUCCCUGUUUGCCAUCCAGUUCCUGAAUGCAAUGGGGGACCUGCUGGAUCUGAUCCCAGCUCUGGUCCCAUCCUCCAAACCUCCGGCUAGAAACUACAAACUCCCAGGGAUGGGACACUGCUCUGCUCUCAUCAAGAUGCUGCCCGGCUUUGAGAAUCUCCUGUUUGCCCACUCCAGCUGGUACACUUACGCUGCCACCAUGCGGAUCUACAAACACUGGGAUUUCCGCAUCACUGAGCCCAACACGGCCACCGGGAAGCUGUCCUUCAGCAGCUAUCCUGGUUUACUCGUGUCUCUGGAUGACUUCUACCUCCUGGGCAGUGGUCUGAUGAUGACCCAGACCACCAACAAUGUCUUCAACUCCUCCCUGUUUGACACAAUCACUCCCAACAGUCUGUUUGCAUGGCAGAGGGUCAGGCUGGCUCACAAUUUGGCACAUACCGGGGAGGAGUGGGCCAAAACCUUCUCUAUGUUCAACUCUGGUACCUACAACAACCAGUACAUGGUGUUGGAUAGGAGCAAAGUGAAGCUGGGCCACAGUGUUGAAGACGGCGCUCUGACGGUGGUGGAGCAGAUCCCCGGGCUGGUGGAGUACUCUGACCAGACACAGGCUCUGCGCAGAGGUUAUUGGCCGUCCUACAACAUUCCUUUCCACCAGAAGAUCUACAAGAUGAGUGGGUAUGGACAGAUGUGGGAGGAGUACGGAGAGGACUUCUCGUAUGAUCUCUGUCCCAGAGCCAAGAUCUUCCGCCGUGACCAGGCUGAUGUGAAGGACAUAGACUCCCUGAAGCACAUCAUGAGGUUCAAUGACUACAAGAAGGAUCCAUACUCUAAGGGGGAUCCAUGCAAGACAAUCUGCUGCCGUGGCGACCUGAGGGCAGAGAAAGCUACACCAGGAGGCUGCUACGACACUAAGGUGACGGAUUUCAACUUGGCUGGAGAGUUUGUUGCGGAGGCUGUGAACGGGCCAACGACACAGGACGGACUCCCACCGUUUAUUUGGGAUAAAUUCAGCAACAUGAGCCACCAGGGUCUCCCGGAGUUCUACAACUUCACCUUCGUCCGGAUGCAGCCUCUCAUCUUCGAGCCAUGAGGUGUGUGUGUGUGUGUGUGUGUGGGUGUGGGUGUGUGUGUGUGUGUGUUUGCAUGCAUGCGAGUCAGAUUGAAAUGCUGUCUGUCUGAUGCUUUCAGACUGAUGAAUGAUGAGUCAGGUGCGAUUUGCUUACAGUUCAGAAUUGCGUCCUUCCAUAAAAUGCUCUAAAAUUCUUGCCUUAACCACUGAGAGUUACUUGAUGAUUUUAUGAAUGGCAAAAUCAAUGCACUAAAUCCUUGGGUUAUCUGUAACCCUUUUUGGAAAUGCUUUAAUGUCUUUUAUGUGCAAACACUAUCAUUACCACGCUAAAUGAAUCAAUAAAUGCAAUGUUGUGCUCAGGGCUGGUGAUCUUCUCUAGUGCUGAGAUUUGUGUGCAGUUUUUUCCGUGUACAAAAUGAAAAUAUCUCAGGUUUCUCUUUUUGAUUUUGAUGUGUAACACUGCCCAUCUGCAUCAUGCCAACAUCUUAUUUGUGAAUUGUUUAUUAAAGUUUUACAACACA
This is a messenger RNA of Eleginops maclovinus (Patagonian blennie), 2257 nucleotides long. It is a transcript of the gene plbd1a, whose product is annotated as phospholipase B domain containing 1a. The record is from RefSeq and is a predicted model, not a curated record. Gene Ontology annotation, molecular function: glycerophospholipase activity. The transcript has 11 exons. NCBI's taxonomy places the organism in Eukaryota, Metazoa, Chordata, Actinopteri, Perciformes, Eleginopidae. The coding region runs from base 141 to 1757 and encodes 538 amino acids.